AUGGUCUCUCAAGCAUCCGACGAGAUCCUGCCCUCCCCCGAGGGUCCGACACCUUCACCCGGUCAGAUCCCUCUAGAGCAACCACCCAAACUCAAAGGCCGCCAAAAAUUAUUGCAGAGUCUCCAACGCAUGUCGUCGAGUCCGACGCUGACCAGACGCGGACGCUCGGCUUCAACAAGUGGCUACCGCCGAGACCAUAAGGCUUCACUAUCUUGUGUUUCGUUAUCUUCCCCUUCCUACUCGCCUUGCUUGGGCAAUGGAAGUUCCUCCCAGUUGUAUGGUGGCCUCGGUCCUCGCCCGGUCACCCCCGGGUGUUCCCGUUCUCCCGAUGACGCCCAAGGUUCGAAUCCACGUAUCCGCCUGGUAGACACCGACGGCCCUAGUUGUGCCAUGCCUCGCACUGUCCCCUUGCCAUUUGACGUGAGACCGGCGUCUCAAGGGACCCCACGCACAGCGACGCCAGUGCCAGUGGAAACUAAAGUCGAGGACGAAGUCACUCUUCCGGAGUCUCAGCCGGCUAGAACGUUCGAUUUUUGGGGCGAUAUGCCACAAGAGCUCAAAAUGGAGAUCUUCCAGCAUCUUACUCCGCAGGAGAUCGUGCGCUGCUCCGCUGUCUCUAAAUUGUGGAAUGAAAUGUGCUACGAUGGACAGUUGUGGUCCAAGGUCGAUACGACGGAGUACUAUUCUAAGAUUCCGAGCGACGUCUUGGUGAAGCUCAUUACUUCCGGGGGUGCUUUUGUUCGAGACCUCAACCUCAGAGGUUGUGUUCAAAUGCGUGAAAAAUGGUCUUCUGAGGGAGAACGCAUUUCCGAUCUCUGCCGAAAUGUUGUCAACUUUUCUCUUGAGGGCUGUCGUAUCGACAGGGCAUCCAUUUACUCUUUUCUACUUAACAACCCCCGUUUGAAAUAUAUCAAUGUCUCGGGGCUUUCGACUGUCACGAACUCCGCAAUGAAGGUCAUUGCGCGGUCUUGCUCGCAACUUGAGACAUUGAAUAUUUCGUGGUGCAGCAAUGUUGAUACAACCGGUCUUCUCCGGGUAGUUCAGUCUUGUGAGCGACUCAAGGAUCUUCGCGCUAGCGAAAUUCGUGGCUUCAAAGAUGAGAGGUUCACACUGGCCUUGUUUGAGCGCAAUAACUUGGAUCGUCUAAUCAUGAGCCGUACCGACCUAACUGAUCAAAGCUUGAAGACGCUGAUCCACGGCAAGGAUCCCGGUAUAGACGUGCUGACUGAUCGUGCCGUCGUUCCACCUCGACGAUUCCGUCAUUUGGACCUCCAUCAAUGCCCCGGAGUGAGCGACAUCGGCUUGAAAAGCCUGGCUCAUAACGUGCCAGACCUGGAAGGCCUGCAGGUAUCCCAGUGCUCCGAGCUGACCGACGACUCUAUCAUCGAUGUCAUUCGCACCACACCGAAGCUGUCGCACCUGGAAUUGGAAGACUUGGAAAACCUCACUAACAGCACCUUGGUGGAGCUGGCCAAAUCCCCAUGUGCGCAGAACCUAGAGCACUUGAACAUCAGUUACUGCGAGAGCCUCAGCGACACAGGAAUGCUCCAGGUCAUGAAGAGUUGUCCGAAAAUCCGAUCUGUCGAAAUGGACAACACAAGAGUCUCAGACUUGACUCUAAUGGAAGCCAGCUAUCGAAUCCGACGACGCGGAUACAGCGAUGACCUCCCCGAAGUCGGCCUGCGGCUCAUGAUCUUCGACUGCGCAAAUAUCACCUGGGCAGGUGUCAAGGAAGUCCUCUCGAGUAACGCUUACAUCCCACGCGCCUCCCGCAAACCCUUGUCGACGGUAGUCACCGUAACACAAACAUCAGACACUGGCUCCUCCCCCGAGACAAGCACAUUCGUCACACCAGCCUCCACCCCUCCGCCUUCGUCAACAUGCCCGAACGAGAUCAUCCAGCUCAAAUGUUUCUACGGCUGGCAGAUGACCGUCGACGAACAUACGAAACGCGUCCUCCGCGGCGAUCUAGCUGCUGCAUCCCGGCUGGACCGGAAAUGGGCAGACUAUAUGAUGGCCACAGAGGAGGCAGGCGCCGCCGGCGCAGGUGCCCGUCGACGCAGACGUCGCGCCCGUGAAGCAGAGCGUCUUUACAAUGCUGACGAAGAAGAGAAUGAUGCAUACGGUGCCAGCGCUAUCACUUCUCUGGGUGGUAGACGCCGACGUGCUCAGAGCGGUGGUGGCUGUACCAUCAUGUGA
This is a messenger RNA of Penicillium soppii, 2199 nucleotides long. RefSeq names its product F-box domain protein. Gene Ontology annotation, cellular component: SCF ubiquitin ligase complex. NCBI's taxonomy places the organism in Eukaryota, Fungi, Ascomycota, Eurotiomycetes, Eurotiales, Aspergillaceae. Gene Ontology annotation, molecular function: protein binding. Bases 1 to 2199 code for a protein of 732 amino acids. The record is from RefSeq and is a predicted model, not a curated record. The transcript has a single exon. Gene Ontology annotation, biological process: SCF-dependent proteasomal ubiquitin-dependent protein catabolic process.